CUGAAGCCUUGUUCUAUAGAAACAGCUUGUUUCAGGAAGUCAGGACAGAUCCCACAGUGCGUAGCUGGAAGUUAACUAUUAAACGGUUUAAUUCAGUUAUGUACUACAUUAACUUGUAGCUUGCGGUUUUGACCGACCUCCAGCGAUUUACUUAUUUCAUAAACUUUAGGGAACUUAAUUGAAUUUGAAAUUUGAAGAUUGCACACUUCAUUACGAAUAUAACGUGCAGUGAUACUUGCAGCUCUACAAUGUGCGACACCGCUAAAAACUCUGAACUGGCUAUAGGAGCCGGCUUGGCAGAACCAUCGCCUCAGCAGCUGGGAAGCUCUGUGACCCGGUCAAGAUAUCCGAAGUGUAAGACUAAUUUUAAAGAUCAGCCCUUAUUUGUGGAUUCCACCUUUCCCACGGAGGGCAUGGAGCAGUCCGGCCUGAAAUGGAAGCGACCCAAGGAAAUCUGUCCAACUGCACAGUUCAUCAUAGAUGAUGCCUCCCGCAUGGACGUGUGUCAGGGAGAUCUGAAUGACUGCUGGUUCUUGUCCGCGGUGGCGUCGCUCUCUCUACACCGCCACCUUCUGGAGCGUGUGAUACCUAAGGGUCAGAGCUUCCAGGAGGGCUAUACCGGAUGCUUCGUCUUCCGGUUCUGGCAAUACGGUGAAUGGCAAGAAGUGAAGAUCGACGACUUCCUGCCGACUCGGAACGGCCAGCUGGUGUUCUUGCGCUGCUCCAGAAAGGACGAGUUUUGGAGCCCCCUGCUGGAGAAGGCCUACGCCAAGCUGAAGGGGGGGUACGGGGCGCUCGACAUGGGCCUCCCCCACGAGGCCAUGCUGGACAUGACGGGGGGCGUGACGCAGGCGAUGAGCAUAAUGAUGCUGCCCAUGGACCUGGUCAGCUUCCUGCAGCCGCUGCUUCGGAAGGGAACGCUCAUAAACUGCGCCAGCUUCAAGGGCCCUUUUGGACAGAAGAAUGAGUUUGGAAUCAUUUUUCGACAUGCCUAUUCACUGACGGGGGUGGAGAAGGUUAGGACCAAAUUUGGGCAUGUGGACCUGGUGCGCGUGCACAACCCCUGGGGGAUGGGGGAGUGGCUGGGGCCCUGGAGUGACAUUAACGGCCCAGAGUGGAGAGUGGUCAGUGAGGAGGAGCAGAGGCGACUGAGCCGAGUCAGCAGGGAUGACGGAGAGUUCUGGAUGUCGGUGCCUGAUUUCCGUCAGCACUUUGACUCAAUGGAGCUGUGUCACCUCCACGACGGCGUGCUGAGCGAGCUGGGCUCCAGCCGACGGCCCUGGCACUGCACGGUGCAUUACGGGCGCUGGGAGCGCAGCCGGACCGCGGGAGGCCAGCCCAACGGAGGCUGGUUCUGGCAGAAUCCUCAGUUCGCCCUGACCCUGCUUAAGGAAGACAGUGACAAUGGUGGUGUUAAACCGACUUGCACCUUCCUGGUGGCAUUAAUGCAGAAGCAGAAAAGACGUACUGCAGCAAAGAUGGGCUUGAAUGUGCACAUCUAUCAGGCUCGCUCAGACUGUUCAUUCCUCUCUUCGCUGGACUUCACUUUGCAACAACCCCUGCUCAGCCUGCAACAGUACAACCCCCGCGCGGAGGUGGUGCUCAGUGGUCACCUAGCACCUGGAAAUUACAUCAUAAUCCCUUCAAUGGCAGAGGCCAAUCGAGAGGGAGAGUUCAUGCUGCGAAUCUUAACAGAGAAGGGGAACACAGCUGUGCCUACUGGUAUUCACAGGAUGGUUGAAAACCUCCCCACUGAGGUAAAGACAGCACAGCUCGCCCCUCCCAGAGAGCCGCUUCUUCCCGCUGCUGCGACCCUCCGCAUGCUAUUUAAGAAACACUGCAACAGCGUGAGUGCGGAAAAGAAGCGCUGUGGAGCUUUACAGCUGCUCAACCUGCUUAAGGAGGUGAUUGGAGAAGUGUUGGCUGGGUACGAGAAGGGACUUUGCCUUGAGCUCUGCAAGAGUUUUGUGGCCCUGAUGGAUAGCAAUGUGUCGGGACAGUUGGACUGGGAGGAGUUUCAUGAACUGUGGAAGAGGUUCAGGAAGUGGACGGAUAUCUUUGUAAAGGCUGACAAGAAUAAUUCGCAGUCACUUGAUUACAUGGAGAUCGGUCCUGCUUUGAAGGCUGCAGGGCUGUGGGUUGAUGAGUUUUUGAUGCAGCUGAUUGGCCUGCGGUACACGGAGCCAGAUAAUACCGUCAGCUAUUUCGGAUUCCUCUAUCUGCUUCUCAAACUGGACAGCACGAUCAGCAAAUUUAAUACAUAUGACAUGGUGGGCAUGGGAACAGUCUCACUCAAUUUUAGACAGUGGCUUCACUUGACGAUGUACAACUGAGCUCCUUCAAGACGGACUCUUUUUUCAGUUGAGAAUUAUGCAGCAGUAACUCUGAUCAAGGAUGUUGGGUUUUAUUCAGUUGUUUUUAAAUAAUUAAUUCCCCCCUCCUGUUCCUGUUUGUUGUUCCCCCAUUUGUAAUACCCAAUCACAUAAUUCUUGCUUCCAUUGGCGCAAAAUCCUCAGUCCGUUGGGGAGGGCUCAGAGUGUCCUUGUUCAUCCUCCAAAAUGCGCCAACCGCAGCGUCUUUUAGCUGUGCUGUCCGAGCUAAGCAGUCGGACGGCACCUCACCAACCAGAGGAGCCGCUAAUAAACAUUUUAUAUGUUACGUAUGCAGGCCUAAAUAUCAAACAAAAACAGUGGUAUCGGUGUAACGUAUUUGAUGACUCGGCAAAAGUUUCAAGCCCGUCCUGUCGUUUCACAUGUAGGCCUAAUAGUAAAACUGGAGGCUUUGUGAAGGUGUUCCGCUUUUUAGUGCACUUGUAUAUUUUGGCCUCUGGAGGGAGACGUAAAUAUGUAUGUUGUUUUCAUUUCAGGUACCUACGUCUUUCAAAUGUUGUACCCUCCGUACAAUAUAAUGAAACGCUUUCAGUGUUGAGCUAUGAUGAUUUCUUAAUUUGGAGUAUGAUAAUUAAAAAAAACAUUAAAAAAUA
This is a messenger RNA of Anguilla anguilla (European eel), 2983 nucleotides long. RefSeq lists its product as uncharacterized. The record is from RefSeq and is a predicted model, not a curated record. Gene Ontology annotation, molecular function: calcium-dependent cysteine-type endopeptidase activity; calcium ion binding. NCBI's taxonomy places the organism in Eukaryota, Metazoa, Chordata, Actinopteri, Anguilliformes, Anguillidae. The coding region runs from base 249 to 2333 and encodes 694 amino acids. The transcript is spliced from 20 exons. Gene Ontology annotation, biological process: proteolysis. Gene Ontology annotation, cellular component: cytoplasm.